UCUAGCUAGCUUUCUCCUUCUGUAGUAGUCAAUGGAAUGAUAGCAUUCAUACACUUUUGUGCUUAUAAAUAGCACUAACCCUCUGUCCUUCCUACAUCUACUAACUUCACUUCCUCUCUUGCCUUUCCCCUUAUUACUUUCCCUCUUUAGUUCCCUUCAAAUUCUAUCCAACACACCCUUUUUUUCUGUGUCUUUGCUCCUCAGGGAAUACUCGUCAACAUAGUAAUUUUUCUCUCCAAAAUCAUCAAAGUUUUGUUGACAUGGCUAACUACAAAAAGCAAGCAGGGUCUUCUUCAUCAACCAUGAAUUUCGACCAUCUUUUUGGCCCCAGAGACUCCUCCUCCUCUACUUCAUCUUCAUCCACCCUCUUUGGAUCCAUCUUUCCACCUCCAUCAUCUGUUGGAGGGAGAGAAUCAAGACUGCAAGAAGUGGGAAGCAAAAAUUUUGGAGCAUCAGGAACUCAGAGUAAUAAAGGUGAAAACAGUAGUCGCAAGAAUACCAAUUAUCAGAAUGAGACAGUGGAGCCCAGCAGCUACUUCAGCUCUUCUAUCUACUAUGGUGGUCAAGAAAAUUAUUCCCCUACAAGCAGGACCACUCAACCCCACCAUGUUUUCAAGAAAGAUAAGGAUGAUGGCGAUUCCAAUGGUAACGACUCAAACAGUGCUGCAAGGGGGAAUUGGUGGCAAGGUUCCCUUUAUUAUUAACAUCUCACUAUGUAGUAAACAAAAACCAGUAUUCUGCAUACCAGGAUGAAGAUCAAGCACGGGCGGUGUAGUCUACCCUAAUUAAAUCUAUGGAAAUAAGUCAUGGUAGGGCAUAUAUCCUACAAGUUUAGUACUCAUUUGUCCACAUAUUGGGUCCUUUUUUGUCCCAAAUAUCUGGUAAGUUACUCCACAGCAGUCAAAUCGCGACAACAGCUUGGGGCCAAAACUAUCAUUUGCUUUGUAUUAAUUUUAUUUUAUAUUUUAUAUUUUAUAUUAAAAAGGUUCUAUAUUGGUUACCUUGUAGUCUUUUGGCUUAUUAUAAUGAUGUGAUAUUGUUCUAUCACAAGUAAUAAAUAACGCAUGUCUGAUCCUUUCUUUUGAGUAAA
Cajanus cajan (pigeon pea) is the source of this 1090-nucleotide messenger RNA. RefSeq lists its product as uncharacterized. NCBI's taxonomy places the organism in Eukaryota, Viridiplantae, Streptophyta, Magnoliopsida, Fabales, Fabaceae. The record is from RefSeq and is a predicted model, not a curated record.